UAGUCUGUGCUAUUUUGUGUCUAAUCACAUGCUGUACGUCAGACUAUGGUAAAGUUGUUUCAUGUGCGGCGUAAUUUCUUAUAGUUUAUAAAACUACAGUUCAUCUUCAACCAUGAGUAUUCUUACGCAAGAUGACAAGCAAAACAUCAGAGACGUUUGGGCGAAAGUCUUUGAAAACGCAGAAGAAAACGGAAAAGUAGUUGUUAUACGGCUAUUCGUUGACCACCCAGAAACCAAGAAAUAUUUCAAGAACUUCAAAAAUAUCGCCACCGAGGAGGAACUGGAGAAGAACGCCCGUGUUAAACUCCACGGAAAGAAAGUCAUGAAUGCUCUCAACGAGGUCGUUGAGAACAUGGAUGACUGGGGGGCAGUGGUUAAAAUCCUUACCCCACUGGCAGAGAAGCAUAAAGACGUGCACAAAGUCGGUGUUCACAAUUUCAAGCUUUUGUUUGAAGUGAUUAUUAACGUUUAUAAAGAUGCGUUGGGAGCCUCCUUCACACACCCCAUCUGCGAGUCUUGGAGGAAAGUCUUCAAGCUCCUCUUUGACUUCCUGGAAGCUUUCUACACAAACACCAGCGAGUCGUAAGACUGGCCCCCUCUGAAGAGAAAAAGUGGAGGUAUCACCAGUGACGUAUGCACUUCUCCAGGCUCGCCACUUCGGUUAAUAAUAUAAUGUCAUUUACACUUUUUUUAAGUUCAUAAUAUUUACUACUGUAUUUGUUUUAUUUAGUAUAGUGUUACCAUUGUAGCAGUAGCUUGUAAUUAUUAUACUUUUUAAUAUAUGUUUUGUUCAUAUAAAAUAAAGAUAUUAACGAGGUAAGCGCUUAGUGCACUGGCACUUCACAUUUGUUUUUUUGUUAGUGUCUGUUUGCCAAAUAUUGCAACAUACUGUACUGCAAUUUUACAUUCACGGAGGAGCAAGCCAGUUCCGUGUGAUAAUUUUUCAUACAGAGACAUACAGUUUUUGCCAUGUGUGUUUCUAAAUGUUUGGGCAGAGUGAUUGUAUUACAUUAUUAUAAUUCCGUUUACUCUCAUAACCGGCAUCCACGUGUACUAUGUACUAUACUUUUGCAUUAGAUGAAAAGUGACAACAUGAAAUAUGGGCUUUUUGAAUGUUAACAUGUGUUUUAUAUGCAUUAUAUGAUAAUGCAAAGCUGGCAUGUUCGUAGUAUAGCCUUCUAUAGAACAGAUGGACACUGGGCCAUAGAGUCGUGUUGUGUUAUUUGAUACAAAGUAACUUCAAACUGCCUCACGGAUGUAUUGCUUUAGAAAUGGUGAGUACAAUACAAUAGAGUAUGGAUUAUAUUCUCACUCCAUAUCUGUAUACAUCUCUGUAAAUUAUGCACCAUGCUCUCUUUUUUAAAGAUGAUAUUUUAAACUGUACUAACAAUGUUUAAUAUUUUGUGUGUCUCAUAAAAUAUUAUAAAUGCAUAUUUUUAGUCAUUUGGAAUUUUCUUUUAACAAUUAAGAUCUAUUAACCAAUCUGUCUUUUUUUCUUGCCUCUAGAAUGCUUUGUAAACAUAAAUUGUGCAUUAAAUGACUAAAUCAAAA
Acipenser ruthenus (sterlet) is the source of this 1551-nucleotide messenger RNA. Its product is annotated as cytoglobin-1-like. The coding region runs from base 113 to 586 and encodes 157 amino acids. Lineage: Eukaryota; Metazoa; Chordata; Actinopteri; Acipenseriformes; Acipenseridae. The transcript is spliced from 3 exons. Gene Ontology annotation, biological process: oxygen transport. Gene Ontology annotation, molecular function: heme binding; oxygen binding; iron ion binding. The record is from RefSeq and is a predicted model, not a curated record.